UCUCUAUUUCUAACUUCUUGACAUUGUGUAGGAGAACCAACCUAUAUGGGAGAUGAAGGCUAAGGUUCUGAAGAAAUAUGUUCCAUACAAGAACAAACGAAGAUGGUACAUUGCAUCAAAUUGUUAUCUUGGUUGGGCCGGAGAUAAAGCCAUGAAGUUACAACCGGUAAAAUGCAAGUUUGUUCGCAGGGAAAACUACAAGACUAUCGUCAAAGUUGUAAACCCUUCUAACGUAAAAAGUCACACCAAUACUGAUGCGACUGAGCAGCAAGAAGGAAUGCCUGAUAGCACUAUACCCACAAUAAUCUACGGUGAUCAUGAAAAACAGGACAAAAUAAACGGAUAUCUUGAGCUACAGUGCUCUGCAAAAGAUGCGUCACAAGUUCAGAUAUUAAGCCAUUGGCAGGAACGGGUACGUCCGCCACGAGUUGAUGUCAUAGAGGGAACAACAGAAUGGGGAUCUACCACUCUACGUGAUGACGACAUCUUUAAAGUGCUGAAUGACAUAGACACACAAUUAGAUGAUUUUUCUGUGGAAGAGACAGAAGAGGAGGACAGGGAUCAAGACAGGAUGAGGACCGCUGUGGAAGCACUGCUUGCUGAGCUAUGACAUUUACGCCAAUUAGACAGGAGGGGGGGGGGCGUUCUUUUGAGGUCCGCGCAAUG
Molecule: messenger RNA, 666 nt
Organism: Branchiostoma floridae (Florida lancelet)
Lineage: Eukaryota; Metazoa; Chordata; Leptocardii; Amphioxiformes; Branchiostomatidae
Exons: 3
Coding region: 53-610 (185 amino acids)
Source: RefSeq, a predicted model, not a curated record